UGGCAAAUCAUUAUGGCAUUAUCGUGCCGAGGAAGCUCGUCGUAAAAGCUCGCGCCGUGGUAACGUCGUGACUCACAACCGUUUACGUUGCCGCACGCGACGACACACUUUGCGCCGGCACUUCCGGGUGAACGCGAGAUAUUUCGGGGGUGCUCCAUUCUACUUCUAAGUGUUCCUCCAGGUGUUUCUUCGCGUAGAUCGGUGCUCGGAUGGUGGCUCGAGCUUACCUCCACUCGACAGGAACGUGGGAAGAGCGUGCGGAUUUACUCAUCGAUCACUCAUCCAUCAAUGCUCAAUCCACAUUAGUUGUUAUUCAAGCAUAAAAAUCAAGUGCAUACGAUGUGACAUUUGAAAUUACAUUAACUGCAAUUAUUUGCUGUGGACUCGUCGAGUAAAUCUCUCUAAGGUUCAAACGACGUCGAUGUGGACAUUGAUCUUACUUGGUUUCAUUCUCAAGUGCCUAUUGAAGAAGCUGCGCCGAAUAGAUCAGACACAAAUCAGCCCGUGGCGAGUGCAUACACCUCCGUCGUUAGGACGUCGCUUUGUAGGGGAGAAAAUAAAGUUUCAUGGAUAAACGAGGUUGAAUUUGAAGAAUCGAACAAGUGUAUUCGUCGAAACUAUUUUCGAUUAUCGGCCACCGAAAAAUCGAGUGCAAAAAUCGUCGAGUGACAACACGUGAUACGAGAAACAUUCUUGUCUAAUGUGAAAGUUUUCGUGAAGCUGUACAUUGUAACUCUUCGGAACUUUGUACGUGUUGAAGAGGGGAUGAGUUUGUCUGCCGGAAUGUGAGUAAAUGGCCGUAGAAGGAUCGUGUCAGCUUUUGAACAGCUUACUAUGGGCAUCUGCCUGGACACUGAUCAGCAAAAUGGAUCGCAGAUGUUCGAGGAAAACGAUGCUCGAGCUACAGGAAGAUGGCGAGGCGAGGCUGGCCUUUUGGCGACUCCGCCGGAUGGACAUUUCCCGAAACAAAAUGUUGGCCCAGUUAAAUUUGAAAUACCAAAAAUUCCCGUUAUAUUCGUGCUCGGCGGUCCCGGUAGCGGUAAGGUGACAUAUUGCGACAAUUUGAUACAAGAGAAGAAAGGUAUAACGCAUAUCAACAUGAUGGAUCUUCUUCAACAAUAUGCACUGGGAAAUGAUAUGCAAGAUUUUGGACAACUUAGUAGUAAAACCGUCACAGAAGUACUUAUGCUUGAGAUGAAAAUGUCUCCGGGAUCCAAAGUAUUUCUUGUAAGCGGAUAUCCGCGAAAUAUGCGCGAUGUAGUAGAGUAUGCUGAAAAGAUAAAAAUCGUUAACGGCGUCGUUCUUGUGUCGUGGAGGCAGGAAGUGUUGGAGAGGCAAAUUGAUUUCGGUGCGCAACUCGGCCACGUUAUUAUCGGAUUAGCUAGAAUGGAAUUGCAUAAUUUUUAUAGGAAUGUGAUGCCAGUUGCGGAAUAUUUUGAUCAAAGUGGAAUGUUACUUGAGAUAAAUGGUGAACGUAAUCCGAGUGAGGUCUACGUUAGUUUUCGAGAUGCCGUCCUUAGAAUUCUCGGGAUGUCAAGCGGUGAAAUUCAGGACCAGGAUAUACCUCAAUCUUUAGAAGCCGAGGUCGAAGUGGAAAGGAGAAAAGAAUCGACUACGGGUUCGCCAUUACCGCAACAAAUUAUGGGAACUGAUAGGUUACCAGUUACAGUACCGAUAGACACACCGAAAACCGCUGCUAAACCGAGAAAAGGAUUGCCAUCAUUUAUUUGGGUCAUAGGUGGACCAGGAAGUAAUAAGGCGGCUCUUUGCGCUCAAGCCGUCCGUAAUAUGCCAAGAUGGAUGCAUAUAAGUAUUGGAGAAUUAUUAAGAACGAUGGCAUCGUCUAAUAUGGUUGUGAAUGACGCAAUUGUUUCGGGCGAAAUGGUCCCACAUGAUAUCGUGAUACAACUUGUAGAGCAACAGAUUAUUUUGAAUCGAGACUCGGAUGGUAUCGUCAUGGACGGAUAUCCGAGGGACUUGAAUCAAGUGCAGGAAUUUCAGAGUAAAUUUGGACAAGAACCACCGCUGGUAUUACUUGAUUGCUCCAAACUGCAACUCGGGAGAGGAAGACUGGACGACAGUGUUUCGGCAUUUAGGAAAAGAUUGGAGCUCUUUCGCGAGGUGUCUCUUCCCAUGUUGAAAACGCUGGACAGCGAUAGUCGGUUAAUAAUUGUGGACGGCGAUACGGAUGUGCCUAGUGUGCAGCAGGAUUUUGCCGCUGCAUUAUAUCAAUUAAUGCGUGGGGCACGUCGCGGAGAAGAAGGAAGCCUACGUGAUCCGGAUUCGCCUGUAAUCAAGGGACACCCAAACGGGAUACAUGCCUCGAAUGAACGUGCCAUACCUAAUGGCAAUGCCAAACCGACAGUCAACGGCGUAUCUAAUCAUGUUGGAAAGAUCGCCAAUGCGACGAAAAAUGGAAUUGUUGCUCAAGGGGUAGGUACCAUCUCUAAUGGUGUAUUAAACAAUAUGAAACAUAUUCAACAAAACGGUCAUGCUUAUCAAAAUGGUAUCGCGAAUGGAACUCAUAUGCUGCAGAACGGUGUAGCGCAUUUAGCCAACGGCAUUGUACCCGGCAACAAUAAAGUCGCACCCGCGAUGCACAACUAUUUGCCAAAAGAUCCCAUCAGGAAAAUGUACAACGAGAUCGACGGUUAUCAGCAGAAUCUUCACAUGUGA
Messenger RNA from Temnothorax curvispinosus, 2676 nucleotides. RefSeq names its product adenylate kinase isoenzyme 5. The record is from RefSeq and is a predicted model, not a curated record. Lineage: Eukaryota; Metazoa; Arthropoda; Insecta; Hymenoptera; Formicidae. Gene Ontology annotation, molecular function: ATP binding; UMP kinase activity. Gene Ontology annotation, biological process: UDP biosynthetic process; CDP biosynthetic process. Bases 835 to 2676 code for a protein of 613 amino acids. The transcript is spliced from 12 exons. Gene Ontology annotation, cellular component: nucleus; cytoplasm.